Molecule: messenger RNA, 744 nt
Organism: Colletotrichum karsti
Lineage: Eukaryota; Fungi; Ascomycota; Sordariomycetes; Glomerellales; Glomerellaceae
Exons: 1
Biological process (GO): regulation of DNA-templated transcription
Molecular function (GO): zinc ion binding; DNA-binding transcription factor activity, RNA polymerase II-specific
Source: RefSeq, a predicted model, not a curated record
CUGGCGCCAUAUCAAUUACUGCCAGAGCGCACAUCUCGCCGUGUCAGCUACACGCCCUACCACUUCCAGUCCCAGGCGCAAACGCCUACGCCUACUCCCAUCACCACCAGCCCUUGGCGAUCCUGGGACACGCCCAGGCCUAUCCAUGGUCCAAGGCUGAAGGUCGAGGCUACCCUCACCAUGAAACCACAGCGCGAGCUUCUGCCCGCAGGCCCAGCCGCAGCCAGCAGUGCCUCUUCCGAGCGAGAAUCAACCCCGCAAUCUGCCACCGGUGGUAGUGCUACUGGCUCUGCACCGAGACGUCGUCCCCAGACAAAGAUUGCCUGCACUUCGUGUCGGAGGAGGAAAUCAAAGUGCGAUGGCCAGCGACCCGUCUGCUCCUUGUGUGCCGGCAUGGGUCGCACCAGGUGUGAGUACGAUGCAGGGCCCGACGUCACCCGCUUUGCCGCCCUCAAAACCAAGCACGAGGAGCUGCAACGUCGCCUCUCUCUUUUUGAGGAAUUAUUCCGCCUCCUAUCGAUGCGUUCCGAGGCCGAAUCCAUCGAAAUCAUAAGGCGCAUGCGUACCGCCAAUAUCGAGACCGACCUGGACGAUCUGGUCAAGUUUAUCAAGAAUGCCGACGUCUUGAUCUCGCUCGCCUCUGCCAAAUCCGAACAGGCCUCCCCCGCCCCUGGAGCAUCAGACUCGGUCGUUCAGGGCCAAAUGCCCAUGGACGAACUGUCGUCUCUGCUCAGCAUAUUGUAA